This is a messenger RNA of Pecten maximus, 9118 nucleotides long. RefSeq lists its product as uncharacterized. Gene Ontology annotation, molecular function: protein binding. Bases 106 to 6105 code for a protein of 1999 amino acids. The transcript is spliced from 11 exons. NCBI's taxonomy places the organism in Eukaryota, Metazoa, Mollusca, Bivalvia, Pectinida, Pectinidae. The record is from RefSeq and is a predicted model, not a curated record.
CUAGGUUGUCAGCUACGACAGUUUGAGUAGAAGGACGUAAAUUGCAUAGAUAAUCAACGAGGAAGGUGGAAUUAAUCACUCUACAGAACCAGUUAACAAGUAAUAAUGGUGAAGCCGAGGCGGCAUUAUAAAAGGAGAAAUACUGAUCAAAAUCGAGAUCAUAAAAAGCGCAAAAAAGACAUUAUACCACCACCAACCACAAAACAGUCGAAAAAAAUAAAACUAAAGCCAAGUGAUAUAUACCAGAAAGAAAUUAAAGAAUACAAAAGCAUCGAAAACAAAUCGUGGACUCCAAAUAGCACCAUUCUCAUCUAUGCUGCCAAAAAUGAUAAGCGUGAAGACCUUGAAUACUUACAGUCUGCAGGAAAAUUGGAAGGUGCCGUAAAUACUCUUCUCGAAAAAGCACUGCUCCAUGGUCAUGAAGAACUGGGGAAGUGGUUCCUUCACAUUGGAGCAAAUUUAGAAAACAUGUCCAAGCGUGUCUCGUUACUGCAUUUUGCUGCUAGCAAUGGAUAUUCGGAUUUCCUAAAAGCGUUAUUAGAAAAACACUCUCUAGACACCAAUGCUACAGAUGAAUAUCACGAAACGGCCUUGCACUUGGCAAUAAGAAAUGGUAAUCCCGAAAUUUGUAGAUUGCUCUUACAUUCUGGUGCCAGAACGGAUAUCCCUGAUCGAGACGGUUUGCAACCAUUGCAUCGUGCAGCCCAGGUCAAAAACAUCGCUCAAAUGAUUGAUAUUUUGUUGGAAUUCAAAGCUGAUAUAGAGGCUAUCGAUGAGCACAGUAAACGUCCAUUGGAAUACGCGUUCGAGAGAUCUAUUAACAAACAUGCUGCUGUAUGUCAUCUGAUCAAACAAGGUGCAAAAGUAGGGAAAACGUUUGUAUCGCAGGGGUCAUUCUUCGGUAAAAAUGCAGUCCAGGUAGGACAUAGGCUUGGAAUGACAACAACUAUUUUGCGUGCAGUGCGAUAUAGGAAUUCUGAAGUAAACAAAAAGGAUUUGUCUGUUCUUGACUGUGUGAACUUGAAUGGAGAUAUCGGAUCACUCGUCGAUCUACUGAAGGAGGACGGAAAUAUCAUGAGUUUGUGUGACCUUAACACAGAUGACACUACCAAACGACUGCUAAGUUAUAUUGAGUUUACAGGGAGUCAUCGUCUUUACCAAUGCAUGAAAGAAAGAGGUCUUUUAGUGGCCAAAACUCCACCGUAUGCUCGUAAACGAGACAAUAUCAACACACUGACGGAAUUGCUUCGAGAUAGUAAUAUACUGACGAAUGAUGUAAGAGAAACGGCUAUCCUAUCGCAUGAAAAAAGACCAUUAGGAGAGCAGAUGAUGGUUCUUCACUUUGAAGCAGUGAAUGAUGUGGAAUUCAUUUUAACAAGGGGAAAGUGCGGUUCAGCAAACACACUGAUGAAAGACGCUAAUUCAGCAGAACUGGUUGUUGUCGUAUCUCCGUCCAAAGACGAACAGUCUAUUCAGAAAGUAGUUGCUCUUGCUGCACAACAUCAUGUACAUCGAGCUCGUGGUGUCUUUAAGAAGGACUCUCUAACAUUCACACACAUCCAAACAAGCGAUUUCCUGACAGAUUCCAAUUUUCUACACGGAAUUCGGUCGGAUCUCCAAUAUUCAGUACUUGAUUCUGAGAACAAAACUGUUAACCUCCCGGAAAAGAAACUCAAACUAACCAGGAGGAAGUCACCCUACGAUCUGCAUUCCCUGCAUCAUCAUGUUCUUCACAACAAGGUCGAUGAGUUAAAGAAAAUGCUACACAACGGUAAGACAAUUGACGUAAAUGUCAAGGAUGAAGCAGGAUGGACAGCAUUAAAUCUUGCAAUUCUCUUGGGGAAAAAACAAAUGGUUGAAAUGCUUCUUGACCGCGGAGCUAUUGUAACAUUGGAUAUGGCACAAUAUCUACCAGCUUGUGUCUGUGGAGAUUGGGACAGAAAUGCCGUUGUGGAAUUAUCACCCCUUAUUCUUUCGGUGCGCCUCAACCUCACCCGAAUUCUACAGCUGCUGAUUGAAAAGAACUCUGGUCAUCCGUCCAUUGAUUUCUGUAUUAAACUCUCAUACGGAUUGAAAGUGGAAUCAGUGUUGUUGGAAUCCGUUUGUAAAACAGCUGAACGAAAGCAUCAGGCUAUAGGCGCCGCUCGAUUUAAGCCCACCUACACAGCCCGUAUGAGUCGACCCAUUCAAAGGGUUUGCCUUGGAUUUUCGGACGAUGUGAGUUACAAAGAAGAGAAAGGUGAUAUUCAUGGCGUGCAUAUUGCUAUUAUGAACAAAAACAUUUCCCCAGAGAGUGACUGGACAGAAGACACCGAAAUGACAGAAGACGAAGAAGUCGUUUCCAAGGCUAUCAUUGACUUAUGGGCUGACUAUCUUUGGGAGCAACAUUCUAAUUUGAAUGCAAUCACUGCUGGUAGCUUAGUUAGGAUAAAAUGCGAAGAAAUGAAACGCAAGGGACACAUCAUUUUACACUGUUCGCACAAGGAAUACAUUCCGCUUGAAAGCGAACGAUUCCCAACCGAAUUGACAUGUGAAAAAGGAGCAAUGCCUGUUGCGGUGCUUGAGGGAGAAUUCAGACUAGCGCCUACAACCAAUCCGCUGGCUUCUGGUUCUAUUAGCAGUAGAGAGAAGGCUGCAGCAGAAAAAGAUGAACCAGAUCAAUCCGAUAACGACAUCAGGUCUAAUACAACACAAGAUGUUGAUCGGAAUCGAAAACAUGAAACGCACAAAUACGACAUUAUACUACGUCCAACCACAAAACAGGAGAUAAAAACAAAUCCAAAGCCAAGUGAUAUAUACCAGAAAACAAUUGAAGAAUACAAAAAAAUCGAAAACAAAUCGUGGACUCCAAAUAACACCAUUCUCAUCUAUGCUACCAAAAAUGAUAAGCGUGAAGACCUUGAAUACUUACAGUCUGCAGGAAAAUUGGAAGGUGCCGUAAAUACUCUUCUCAAAAAAGCACUGCUCCAUGGUCAUGAAGAACUGGGGAAGUGGUUCCUUCACAUUGGAGCAAAUUUAGAAAACAUGUCCAAGCAUGUCCCGUUACUGCAUUUUGCUGCUAGCAAUGGAUAUUCGGAUUUCCUAAAAGCAUUAUUAGAAAAAGACUCUCUAGACGCCAAUGCUACAGAUGAAUAUCACGAAACGACCCUGCACUUGGCAAUAAGAAAUGGCAAUCCCGAAAUUUGUAGAUUGCUCUUAAAUUCUGGUGCAAGGACGGAUAUUCCUGAUCGAGACGGUUUGCAACCAUUGCAUCGUGCAGCCCAGGUCAACAACAUCGCUCAAAUGAUUGAUAUUUUGUUGGAAUUCAACGCCGAUAUAGAGGCUAUCGAUGAGCACAGUAAACGUCCAUUGGAAUACGCGUUCGAGAGAUCUAUUAACAAACAUGCUGCUGUAUGUCAUCUGAUCAAACAAGGUGCAAAAGUAGGGAAAACGUUUGUAUCGCAGGGGUCAUUCUUCGGUAAAAAUGCAGUCCAGGUAGGACAUAGGCUUGGAAUGACAACAGCUAUUUUGCGUGCAGUGCGAUAUAGGAGUUCUGAAGUAAACAAAAAGGAUUUGUUUGUUCUUGACUGUGUGAACUUGACUGGAGAUAUCGGAUCACUGGUCGAUCUACUGAAAGAGGACGGGAAUAUCAUGAGUUUGUGUGACCUUAACACAGAUGACACUACCAAACGAUUGUUAAGUUAUGUUGAACUGACAGGGAGUCAUCGUCUUUAUCAAUGCAUGAAAGAAAGAGGUCUUUUAGUGGCAAAAACACCAACAUGUGCACGUAAGCGAGACAAUAUCGACACACUGACGGAAUUGCUUCGAGAUAGUAAUAUACUGACGGAUGAUGUAAGAGAUACGCCUAUCCUAUCGCAUGAACAAAGACAAUUAGGAGAGCAGAUGAUGGUUCUUCACUUUGAAGCAGUGAAUGAUGAGGAAUUCAUUUUAACAAGGGGAAAGUGCGGUUCACCAAACACACUGAUGAAAGACGCUCAUUCAGCAGAACUGGUUGUUGUCGUAUCUCCGUCUAAAGACGAACAGUCUAUUCAGAAAGUGGUUGCUCUUGCUGCACAACAUCAUGUACAUCGAGCUCGUGGUGUUUUUGAGAAGGACUCUCUAACAUUCAAGCACAUCCAAACAAGCGAUUUCCUGGCAGAUUCCAAUUUUCUACACGGAAUUCGGUCGGAUCUUCAACAUUCAGUACUUGUUUCUGAGAACAAAACUGUUAACCUCCUGGAAAAGAAACUCAAACUAACCAGGAGGAAGUCAGCCUACGAUUGUUAUUCCCUGCAUCAUCAUGUUCUUUAUAACGAGAUCGAUGAGUUGAGGACAAUACUACACAGCGAUACGACAAUUGACGUAAACGUCAAGGAUGAAGCAGGGUGGACAACAUUAAAUCUUGCAAUUCUCUUGGGAGAAAAGCAAAUGGUUGAAAUGCUGCUUGACUGCGGAGCUACUUCAACAUUGGAUAUGGCACAAUAUCUUCCAGCUUUUGUCUGUGGAAAUUGGGACAGAAAUGUGGAAUUAUCAUCUCUAAUUCUAGCUGUGCGUCUCAAUCUAACAGAUAUUGUAGAGUUACUAAGUGAAAGGAACCCAAAGCACCCGCACAUGGACAUCUGUAUAAAACUCUCAUACGGAUUGAAAGUGGAGUCAGUGUUGCUGGGAUCCGUUUGCAAAACAGCUGAACGAAAGUAUCAGGAUAUCGGUGCCCGAUUUAAGCCAACCUACACAGUCCAUAUGAGUCAACCUAUUCAAAGGGUUUGCCUCGGAUUUUCGGACGAUGUGUGUGACAAAGAGGAGAAAGGUGAUAUUCAUGGAGUACAAAUUGCUAUCAUGAACAAGGAAAUUUCACCCGAAAGCGUCUGGACAGAAGACACUGAAAUGACAGAACAUGAUGAAGUCGUUUCCAACGCAAUCAUUGACUUAUGGGCUGACUAUCUUUGGGACCAACAUUCUAAUUUGAAUGCCAUCACUGCUGGUAGCAUAGUUGAAUUGAAGUACCCGAGAAAGAAACCCGUUGGACACAUCAUUUUACACUGCUCACAUAAAGGGUACAUUCCGCUUGAGAGCAAUAUUUUCCCGACUGAAUUGACAUGUCAGAACGGAGCAAUGCCUGUUGCUGUACUUGAGGGAGAAUUCCAAUUAGGUCCUUACAGUAAACCAUCGGUCUCCAGCUCUAUCUGGGGAUAUCCGAUAAGAAUAUCGGAACAUAUUCUGUUGAAAAUAGGAAUGGAGUUGUGCAUAUCGGAUAAUGUGAAUAGAUUAGCAAAUGAAGGAACAUUGGGAAUUUUCGUUGACAUGGGCAAUCAUAAAACAGGAUUUAUAACUUGUGCUCACCUGUUACACACGACUGACAUUAAAAACGGAAAGCAUCCAAUAUAUUUCCCACAACAAAGACACAGCGCUGAGGCGUGUGCACAACCAGAUCAUUCUGGAGAUGUAUCAAGACAGGAAGAAGACAUGGAUGUCGAUGAUGAACCUGUCGAUGAAUAUAACUGGACUAUAACAAACGCUAUCCCAUGGGAAUGUGGAAAGGUAGUUCGGGCUGUAUUUGACACUACACUAGAAACUGGCAUCGAUGCUGCACUUAUUGAGAUCGAUCCUCUGAGAGUGCCACUUGAUGGAUCGUUCGAUUCGAUCAAAGACAUCCAUCUCAAACAUGCUGCAUUCAACUGGAGACAUCCACCGACAUUUACUUCAGGGAAACAAGCAGAUACGGAAUACCUUAAUUUGAUGGCUUCUUCAGAACGGCCAAUUAGAUGCAUGAAGGUCGGCGUUAGUUCCGGCCUGACUGUUGGUUUUCUGACAUGUAAACAUGGCCAGGUCAAGAUGUCCGAUUCCGAUCCUCUUGGGAUAGAAAAGGCUUCUCCUCAUGAAUAUAUACUCAAAAACCAGUUCGUCAUUACCGGAUCCCGACGUAAGCAAUUUUUUGAGCCCGGUGACUCUGGAUCAGCAGUUUUUGUCAUGAAGGGAGGCAGAGGACAGUAUUAUCCAGAUGCUUGUCUAGGAAUCGCGAUUGGGUUUGUCGACAACAACAGAACUUUUGUUACUCCUAUUGGAAACAUUCUCGAGACAUUGAAGUCUGAAGAUUCAUCUCCACUCACACUAAAAACUUUUGAGUAAGAAUUCAAAUAUUCCGGUGUAGUGUUUUAGACUGUAUGCAUGAUUAAUUAUGCUACGUUAACGUUAUUGCAUAACGUAAUUCUUGUAGCAUAAGGCAAAUGAUGCAAAAUGUUAUUCGAGAUCUAAUUCACCUAAAUCUGUUGUCGAGGUUUUUUUUAGUUUUUUGUUUGUUUUUGUUUUAGAAAUAGACCCAAGUUAGUUCCGAAAUGUUGGCCUGUUUUUUAUUUCACAUAUCACUUACACUGGUCGUUUUGGUGCUUGAAUUACAAGGAAAGAAAAACAACGCGUUUUGAUGAUGCAUCUAAAAUCCAAUAGAAAACAUGCCACGUGUAAGUACGUGGUACGAACUCAUCAAAACAUUGUGUCCAGCACACAGUAAAGCACGCAAAUUACUAUUUUCAAAAUUUUUGACAUACAGUUUUUAAGAUGGUUUUGUUGAACUUUUAUAACGUCAAACUACAAUUAACACAUUCCCACAAUUAUGUAUCUUGCAUUAAAAUAACAAUCCAUUUUAAAAAGUAUUUAAGCAUUAUGAUACUGGAUUUACAAAAUAUCAAAGUUAUCAUGAAGUUAAUAUUAUUACUUACCGUUAUUAUGCUAGUCAAAUGCUACUAAUUCACGUUUUUGUCUGUAUUUUGUAUCUUAAUAAGACUGAUCUAUGUUGAUAAUUAUUAUAUGUGUUUUCAUAUACAAAAUGAAUGUAUUUUUCUGUGUAUUGCUGUUCACAGUCAAACGAUGGGUGCCAAUUUGGGUCUUCUGGUUGGGCUUCAAAUUCGUAGUCGGUCCAAUCUUAACAAGUAGGUCAGGGUGACCCAGUUUUAUAACUGCUACUUAUGUUAAUGAUAAACUUCAUUUUGUAUCUAAACAUAGAAGAACAAUUCAUUUAUCAUGUAAUUUUCAGAAAUAUUUUGCAAACCAUAGAAACAAAAUUAAAAAGCAACUGUAGGAAUGAAAAAGUAGGUGAUUUGAGGAAGGUGUACUUUUUGACAUCUUAAAGUCCAACAACUGCUGAGUUAGAGCUGUCCAUACUGCAAUAUUAAAGGAUUAAAAUAUAUUGCAAGCAGGAUUGUUUGAAAUCAAAUUAUGCAUAUGGAAUUAUCUUAAACCUGUGUAGUACUGAUGGACAUUUUGGUUAACAUAACUGAUGUAAUGCUAUUCCUUGUGACAUACCAUUAGUGAUUAUUUUGUUAGUGACAAUGCGGUUUGUGAUGUGCACUGUGCCUCAUAAUCCAAUUAUUAGAUAUUAUUUGCAACACAGUCACGAUGUUUCACAAAAUCUGAGAUGUUAGUGUACUUUCUUGAUUUGAUAUUUGAUUGUGAUCAGUGUUGUUUUACAAGUACAGUUUGAUUUAGAUAAAUACGGGCAGUGACGUGCGCUUGUUGUAAAACUAAAUGUGUAGAUAUGAAGUUAGACUGAGUUGCCCUAUGAAAACAGACAAAAUUUUGUCAUUCUUUACAGCAAACAUCAAACAGCAAAAAUGAAACCUAAGUUUAGAUGAGUCAGUCGAUGUGUAAAAAAUUAGACUUAGACAUAUCUAAACUCAAUCAAGCAUCAUAUUAUAUCAUAUUGUUGUUUUAAAAUUGUGUUUAUUAUCAAUUUUAAUUGACACACAAUACUUUUCUCUCUCUUGGUUAUACUUAUUAUACCUCCUUUAUAUAUAAAAUGUCUUUUUCAUGGGAUGAAAUUGAUCGUGCAUCAGGCUGACAAAAACACGGUAUCGUCUGCUCUUGAGUGAGUUGCCCCAUCGUGUUGUCGUUAUUCGGACCCUCUGUUACACGCCGAAAAAGUUAUUAGUCUUUUUCGAGUUCUAAGUGCAACAAGAAGGCAACAACUAUGGCGGCGUGUUUAUUUCGAUAUGAAUAACACGUCCUUAACAUUCUUAGAAAGCAACAAGGUCAACUUCAGUAUGUAAAAUAUUCCAGAAUAAUAAACAAUAUCGAAUUUGAACAAUUUUAACAAAUUAUGUUGCUCAAAUACUCAUUGUAUGAUCAGUUUCAAAUGUUUUUGUGAUAAAUCUGAUAUGUGAAUUAAUAUGUUUUCAUUGAGUUUAAAGAAUUUCGGAAAGAAUUCAUUUGAUAUAUAUAUUUUUUGAUAUUAGUUCUUUUAAACCACUACUUCAUGAUUCAAGCGAGUUAAGAAAAAUGGGUUGAGCACUGAUUCCUUUCCUGAGAAUGAGAAUGGUUUGAUGAUGCUUUGGCCGAUAAUAACAUAAUUUUUCUAUGCUCGAUUUCUAUGUAAAAUGGUAUCUUGGCGUUUAUAGCGCUAUAUAGAUUGGAACGUAAUAAUUUAAUCACAUGUAACGUUUAUUUAAUGCCAUGUACAUGUAGUUGUAACCGAUAUUGAAAUAAAAUGAUUAUAUCAUAAAUGUAGGUACAAUUUUUGGAGAUCAGAAAACAAAUUGUAUAGCAAUAAUGUUAUUUAGUGUUGAUAUCGCUAUCAAGAUUGGUAUUAUAUGUUUGUACCGUUUUGGAGAUAUCUGAACAAAAUCUGAAUCCAUGUUUGAUGUUGCGAACCGAUAAUAAAAUCACGUGUUUGUUCCAAGAAGGAAAUCAGAAAAUGAUGUUUUACAAACAGGAUGUUGCGUGUUGAUAAUUUUAAUUUCAAAUAUUUUUUCUGUGUAAUAAUUUUAAUUUUUUUUCACAAUUUUAUUGGCUUAAAUUGUGACAUGGGAUUCCACAUAAAAAGUAUACUGACCAGCUGUGCAAAAAAAGGUUGUAAGAAAAACUGGUUGUCCAGGUAUUUUUUAAAAUAUUAUCUGAAUUACUUCCCCUUGGUAUUGGCUAACAAUGAAUUUUAACAAGAAGUAACACGUGGAAUGCUACUAUAUCAUUCAUAGUAUAAUAAAUGCACUAUGUAUAGAUGUACUGUCUUAAAAGUGUGUUAUUUAAUAGUAAUGUUUAAAUAUUGAAUUAUGUUUGAAUGCAUAUAAGUAUCUGCAACUGACAUUAAAACAGCGCAAUUGUAAGUUUAUAUUUCGCCUUUGAUGAGAAAAUAAAAUACAUGACCAUAUGA